Molecule: messenger RNA, 1271 nt
Organism: Drosophila ficusphila
Lineage: Eukaryota; Metazoa; Arthropoda; Insecta; Diptera; Drosophilidae
Product: retinol-binding protein pinta
Exons: 3
Coding region: 314-1267 (317 amino acids)
Cellular component (GO): membrane
Molecular function (GO): phosphatidylinositol bisphosphate binding
Source: RefSeq, a predicted model, not a curated record
UAAAACAGUAUGAUGCCUUCGAAAGAAAAUACAUUCAACAAAGAAUUGCUAAGGCAAUUUAUAAACGUAAAUUUCAAUAGUUAAGUAAUUUUGCUUUUGUUUUAAAAAGUCUUGAAGCUUUAAUUAUAAUGCCACUCACAUAUGUUUUCCAACCCGAUCUACUUUAAAACUUUCCCAUACCUCGCUAAUCACCAGCCAGAUUAGUCGGAUCUUAUCGCUGGUUGCUUUGAAUAUUAUUUGAGCUGUUGAAAUUGCAUUGGCGGAUUGAAAUGUUCUACAUUUUGGUUAGUCUGCAGCUGAUAGCGCUACCAACAUGAGUGGUGAUUCCUCCAAAUCCAUUCGCCCAUUGCCACCGGCUCUACAAAAAGUGGCCAUCGAGGAGCUGAACGAAGUGCCCAGUCGAGUGGAAUCGGAUGUAGCAACGCUGAAGGAAUGGCUCCAGAAGCAACCUCACAUUUGUGCCUGUCUCGAGGAUCAGUUUCUGCUCAGUUUUCUGAGGGGAUCGAAGUUCAGUUUGGAGAAAGCCAAGCAGAAGAUUGAUCGGUUUUACAGCCUGCAAGCGGUGAUUCCUGAAGUUUUUAACGAACAUCGGUUGGCUGACGAUCCGCAGGUGCUGGAGAUCAUUCGAAUGGGUGUUAUCUUACGCAUUCCCCUCGAUAAGGAGGAUACUGGCCCAGCUGUGACAAUCAUUCGAGCUGGCUCUUACGACCUCAGCAAAUUCAAGUUUCAGGACAUCAUUCGCGUGGGUUCCAUGUUCGGUGAGAUCAUGAUGCUGGAGGACGACAAUGCUUCGGUUAGUGGAUACCUGGAAAUCAUGGACAUGAGUGGGGUGACGGGGGCGAAUCUGUUUGCCCUGCAACCUCAACUUCUAAGCAAAUUCUCUGCCUAUGCGGAUGAGGCAAUGCCAACGCGCCAGAAGGGAAUACAUUUCAUCAAUGUGCCAAAGGCUUUUGAGGUGGGCUUCAAAUCGCUGCUGGGAUGGUUUCCCGGAAAAAUUAAAGAGAGGGUCUCUGUAAGUUCCGAUCCUGAGGCGAUUUUCGAGCGAGUUCCCAAGCAAUAUCUGCCAGUGGAGUACGGCGGCACCAAGGGAACCAUGAAGGAUAUUACAACUGCGAUGGAGGCGAAGCUCUCAAGCUAUCGAGAUUACUUUGAGGACUGCCAGCACUUCGGAACCAACGACAAGUUGCGCGAGGAACCCACAAAUCUAAACCCCGAAGAGAGCCACUUUGGUCUGGAUGGCUCUUUUCGCCAGUUGGUUAUCGACUGAAUCG